UUCUCCUGUGAGGAAUGUGGCAAACAGUUUUGUUUAAAGUCUACUCUUCAGACACAUUUACUUAUACACAAUGGUAUGAAGGAGUUUGAAUGUGAGGAAUGUGGGAAACAUUUAUCAUCUAAGAGUACUCUCAAGAAACACAUUCUUGGACACAGUGGAAUAAAGAAGUUUGACUGUGAGAAAUGUGGAAAACGUUUUGCACAAAAGAGUACUCUCAAGAGACACAUUCUUGGACAUAGUGGAAUAAAAAAGUUUCAAUGUGAGGAAUGUUGGAAAUGUUUCUCACAGAAGAGUCAUCUUAAGAGACACAUUCUUGGACACAGUGGUAUAAAGGAGUUUGAAUGUGAGGAAUGCAAGAAAUGUUUCUCACAGAAGAGUGAUCUCAAGAGACAUAUUCUUGGACACAGUGGUAUAAAGGAGUUUGAAUGUGAGGAAUGUGGGAAAUGUUUCUCAAGCAAGAAUCAUCUCAACACACACAUUCUUGGGCACAGUGGUAUAAAGGAGUUUGAAUGUGACGAAUGUGGAAAAUGUUUCUCACACAAGAGUGCUCUCAAGAGACAUAAUCUUGGACACAGUGGUAUAAAGGAGUUUGAAUGUGCAGAAUGUGGGAAACAUUUUGCAGAAAAGGGUAAUCUCAAGGGACACAUUCUUGGACACAGUGGU
Homarus americanus (American lobster) is the source of this 663-nucleotide messenger RNA. Its product is annotated as oocyte zinc finger protein XlCOF15-like. The annotation marks the transcript as partial. The record is from RefSeq and is a predicted model, not a curated record. The transcript is spliced from 2 exons. Lineage: Eukaryota; Metazoa; Arthropoda; Malacostraca; Decapoda; Nephropidae. Gene Ontology annotation, biological process: negative regulation of transcription by RNA polymerase II; regulation of cytokine production; regulation of immune system process.